This is a messenger RNA of Prunus persica (peach), 2519 nucleotides long. RefSeq names its product MACPF domain-containing protein CAD1. Lineage: Eukaryota; Viridiplantae; Streptophyta; Magnoliopsida; Rosales; Rosaceae. The transcript is spliced from 7 exons. Gene Ontology annotation, cellular component: plasma membrane. The record is from RefSeq and is a predicted model, not a curated record. The coding region runs from base 516 to 2252 and encodes 578 amino acids. Gene Ontology annotation, biological process: regulation of salicylic acid mediated signaling pathway; plant-type hypersensitive response.
AUUUAUGUGAGAAAACAAAUACUUGAAGUCAAUGCCCUCUGUUGUUAACUCGUAAAGUGGUAGAAAGUACACGGUAGAGAGCAAAAUUUACAGAGAGAAUUGUGGAGAGACACACAGAAAGAGAAUGAAAAAUUGGAUAAUUUUUCCAUGGAUUUGAGAUCUAGAGGAGGAGAUAGAGCUUCAGCUUCGUGAAUAUAUCAAUUUAAAGAUUUUUCGUAGUCAACUUAGAAGAACAGAGAGAGAGAGAGAGAGAGAGAGAGAAGAGUCUGCUGAAGAACCAGUCUUGAGCUUCCUUGGGAAAAUGGUUGAACAGAGAAAUCUUCAAAAACCCAAUACUCAAAACGUUAUGAUUAUCCAAUUGCUCGUGGGUUUCCGGGAAAGUUUCCAGCUUGGUUCUUCUAAUUGAGCUCAACAACCCGAAUAGGGAACUGGGUUUUGGAUUUGGGUCAGUUUUCCUAGCUGUCUCUGCUUCUGAUCAGAGAAAAGUGAGGUGUUCCACAGUAUUCUGAUGAGAAAUGGGAGAAAAUGCAGCAGCUUUGCAUACAGCUGUGAACUCCGUACAGGCAUUAGGAAGAGGCUUCGACGUGAACUUCGAUACAAGGUUGCUCUACUGUAAGGGAGUGGCAGGGUCUAGGAUACUAGAGCUUGAUGAGGAGCACACUAGGGAUCUCUGCCUUUAUGAUGAUAUAAUUGUGCCAAAUGUUUCUAGGGACAUCAAGCAGUCUGAGGAAUCCAUGGGGCGUCAGAGUUCUGGAGUCUGCAGCUUCCAUGAGAUGGUUGAGUAUUUUAAUCAAAAGUCUAAUGCAUCUGGAGGCUUUCCUCUUGGGAGUUUCAACUUUGCAUUUAGCUUCACUGGUUCAAAGCACAUUGAUGCUGCAGCCACGAAGACCCUUUCUGUGGAUGGAUUUUAUAUUCCACUUGCUAAGGUCCAGCUUUUCAAAACACCACUAGUGUUGCAAGAAAAUGUGAAAGAGGCUGUCCCGACUAAUUGGGAUCCAACAUCUUUGGCAAGCUUUAUUGAAAAUUUUGGGACCCAUGUCAUCACAUCUGUAACAAUUGGUGGAAAAGAUGUAAUUUAUGUCAAACAACACCAGUCAUCUCCUUUGUCUACAAUGGAGAUCAAAAACUAUGUCCAGGAUAUUGGAACUCAGAGGUUCUCAGACACAGAAAGCAAUAGAAGUUCAGGUCAAAUGAAAUUCAAUGAUAAGGGUGUUGAUUCUGGUUUAUAUAACAGUCAAGGGAUAUACCCUCAGCCCACUACUGCACCAUAUCUUGCUGGGAAAGAAGAUGUCACAGUCAUUUUCAGAAGAAGGGGAGGGGACGAUCUGGAGCAAAACCACACCCGAUGGGCAAGAACUGUCCGGUCCUCUCCAGAUGUAAUCGAGAUGACAUUUUUCCCGAUAACAGCUCUCCUAGAAGGGGUAACUGGAAAGGAACACCUUACUCGAGCGAUUGGUCUUUAUCUUGAAUAUAAGCCUCCAAUAGAAGAGCUGAGAUAUUUCCUAGAGUUUCAAAUUUCUCGAAUAUGGGCUCCUGUAUAUGACAGGAAUCUGGGCCCCCAAAGAAAAGAACCUGUUUGUCCAUCCUUGCAAUUCAGCAUAAUGGGGCAAAAACUUUAUGUCAGCCAAGAACAGGUAACUGUUGGACGGAAGCCAGUGACAGGCGUACAGUUAUGUCUAGAAGGAAGCAAGCAGAAUCGACUUUGUAUCCAUCUUCAACACUUAGCAUCUCUUCCAAAGAUCCUUUUACCAUAUUGGGACACCCAUGUCGCAAUUGGUGCUCCGAAGUGGCAAGGACCCGAGGAGCAAGAUAGCCGAUGGUUCGAGCCAGUGAAAUGGAGAAACUUCUCUCAUGUGAGCACUGCACCUAUUGAGAACCCCGAGACCUUCAUAGGUGACCUCUCUGGUGUCUACAUAGUCACUGGAGCACAGCUUGGAGUGUGGGAUUUUGGAUCAAGAAAUGUCUUGUACAUGAAGCUUUUAUAUUCUAGGCUACCAGGCUGCACUAUACGAAGAUCCUUGUGGGAUCAUACCCCAAAAGAAAAGUCAAAGAAACUGACGUCCACCAGUGACUCAAGUUCAGGUUCAAGAGAAAAUGUUGCGGGAAACAAGUUGGUGAAGUUUGUGGACAUGUCCGAGAUGAGCAAGGGGCCGCAAGAUGAUCCAGGUCAUUGGUUGGUUACGGGUGGAAAGCUUGGUGUGGAGAAAGGAAAAAUUGUUUUGAGAGUGAAAUACUCGUUGCUAAAUUAUUGAGUCUAUACAUUUGCAUGAUGGAUGUGCAGUGGUGGUUUUUGUUAGGGGAAGAGGCAGUGUCUUUUGAUGUUCAUCCUGCAAUGUAACCUUUGGCUGUGUGAUGGACCGAAUGAGAAGAGGAUGUGUCUUUGGGUUGUUUUAGAGUGUGAGUAGAUACUGCCUCUUGAAAUAUGUUUGUAAGUAAAGUUUGAUAUGUUCGAGUUGAUUUGAUGAAAGAAACCAUGCUGUAGAGCACUUGUUUCCUUCAUUUCCACGGAUCAUAAUUAA